AAGGAACGCUGGCACUUUAAUGCAUUUACAGGUAACUCGAAUCCUUAUUGGAAGUACUCUACCCGAGCGUACUUACCUAUUACCCAAAAAAAAUCAUAAGUGUCAUAAGCCUUAGGACGUAUGAGUUGCGUAUAGCAUAGAUCUAUAUGUUAACAAUUCUGCUACAAUAAAACUUGGAGCUGGACAUUUUUCCUAUGGAUAUUUGAUCACAUUGGAGAACAGGUUGGAUAUCAGAAUACUGAUUUUGGUAUUGGAGUUAAUUGCAGAAGCUUGAGGGGCUGAUUGUCAUCAUGAAGUGCUUACCUCAGGACUGUCUGAGAGGGUUUGGGCUGCUAUGCUUUGCCCAAACGGUACUUUCUAUGGUGGUCCCUAACUCUACUCACCUGGAGGCCAUACUGGAGAAGUAUAUGGACAAAGAGGAUGAGUCGUGGGUGUUCAAGCAGCGGGGGAAGAGAGCCAUCACUGAGGGCGACAUGCACCUCAUCCUCGAUUUGCACAACAAGCUGAGAGGUCAAGUUUAUCCCCAAGCUUCGAAUAUGGAGUAUAUGGUUUGGGACAUGGAGCUGGAGAGAAGUGCUGAACACUGGGCACACACCUGCCUCUGGGAGCAUGGACCACAACACAUGCUGACCCAGAUUGGACAGAAUCUGGGGGCCCACUGGGGGAGGGACCGACCACCCACAUUUCACGUCCAGGCAUGGUACGAUGAGGUGAGGGACUACAGCUAUCCGUACCCACAGGAGUGUAACCCACACUGUCCCUUCAGAUGCUCUGGUUCCGUCUGCACUCACUACACACAGAUGGUUUGGGCAACAAGCAGUCGUAUUGGGUGUGCUAUCAAUGUGUGCUACAACAUGAAUGUGUGGGGCAUGAUUUGGACCAAAGCUGUCUACUUGGUUUGCAACUACUCACCGCCGGGAAACUGGUGGGGACAUGCACCCUACAAACAUGGCAGGCCAUGCUCUGCCUGCCCACCCAGUUAUGGUGGAGGCUGUAGGGACAAUCUCUGCUAUAAAGAGAACGGAGUAGAGAGACGUCCUGCCCCUGAGCUAGAGGAGACUAAUUACAUUGAGCCGGAGCCAGAGCCAAGGUCGCGAACGCAACCCCCGACACCAUACCCCAAUGACAAUGUGGACAGGAAUGAGGUGGUCAGCACAUUGCAAAUGUGUCAACAGAUGGACUGUGAGACCAAGCUGCGAGAUCGUUGUAAAGGAACCACUUGUAAUAGGUAUGAGUGUCCUCCAGGAUGCUUGACCAGCCCAGGAAAAGUCAUAGGGACUGGGUAUUAUGACAUGCAAUCAAGUGUUUGCGGAGCUGGUUUACAUGCCGGAAUAAUUGACAACGAUGGAGGCUGGGUGGAUGUUACAAGACAAGGAAGAAAACCCAAUUUCUCAAAGUCCUACAAAAAUGGAAUUCAGUCUCUUGGGAUGAACAGGAGUGCAAAUGCCUUCAAAGUGUUCUCUGUACCAGUGAAAGCAGUUACGUGCGAGACCACCGUUGCCCAGUUCUGUCCUUACAAAAGACCAGCACGGCACUGUCCCAGGUUGUACUGCCCACGCAAUUGUUUGCAUGAGACCCGCGCCAGAGUCAUUGGAACAGAAUAUUAUUUGGAUAAAUCCAGCAUAUGUCGAGCAGCCAUCCAUGCUGGUGUCAUCCAGAACCACUCUGGAGGUUACCUGGAUGUGCAGCCUGUAGACAGUAGGAGACUGUACAGCGGUAGCUAUCAAAACGCCAUCUCCUCAGAAAGCCUACAAAAUCCGUCUGGUGGCAAAGCAUUCAGAGUAUUUGCAGUCAUCUGAAUACACUGCAAUGGAGAUGUGCAAUUGUCAUUUAACACCCAGUCAUUUUACAGCCAGUAAUUACAUUACAUUACAUUACAUAUGGUUUUCUUCCCUUGCUAAGCUGCACCUCAGCUUCUCAAGGCAGUUCAAUUUACUUUGAUACAAAUAUUUUACUGAUACACUGUUAAAAUUGAGAUCUUUAAAACUGUAUAUUGGAUGUAUAUAACAUGUAAAUAGAUUGAAUUUAAAAAAGCAAUCUCGCAUGGGUAUUUGUAUUGAUCAGGAAAAUGUGUAAUGUGCAUGCUGGUAAAGGUUUUAAUUCGAUUUCAAAUCUUAACAUUUUUGGUAUUUUGUAUACAUUUUUGCGUAUUUUAUAAAUUGUGUUGACUGAUGUUGAUGUUGUAUUUCAUGAUACAAAAUUAUGUAUAGCCUUCUUUUUAUAGUUCAAGCCUGGCUGGCCAGGAGUGCUUCAGAAAUGUUGAUAGCACAAACCAUAUGGCGAGACAGUUGAAAUAUGCAUUAUUUAUUUACAUUCAUGAAGAAACCAUUUUUAUCAGUGGUCAUUUCUGAAAGGAAACUUAGAUCAUUCAUAUCAUGUAUAUACAUUAUUAUAUGUUCUCCAUUGACAGCUACGGUUCAUAAUAUAGUACACAUACGGUAUGUCAUUUAUAAAGCACUACAGUACCUCACAUUGUGAGAAAAAUCUGUCUUAUCACUAUUAAAGUACUGGCAAAUACUGGUAUUAUGUCUGGA
Molecule: messenger RNA, 2534 nt
Organism: Esox lucius (northern pike)
Lineage: Eukaryota; Metazoa; Chordata; Actinopteri; Esociformes; Esocidae
Gene: crispld1b
Product: cysteine-rich secretory protein LCCL domain containing 1b
Exons: 15
Coding region: 291-1799 (502 amino acids)
Cellular component (GO): extracellular region
Source: RefSeq, a predicted model, not a curated record